Molecule: messenger RNA, 1485 nt
Organism: Penicillium psychrosexuale
Lineage: Eukaryota; Fungi; Ascomycota; Eurotiomycetes; Eurotiales; Aspergillaceae
Product: cytochrome P450
Exons: 3
Coding region: 1-1485 (494 amino acids)
Molecular function (GO): heme binding; oxidoreductase activity, acting on paired donors, with incorporation or reduction of molecular oxygen; iron ion binding
Source: RefSeq, a predicted model, not a curated record
AUGAUUGAAGACAUCCUUGAGAAGACGACAUUCAGUCGGGCCUCGCUAUGGCUUCUAGGGCUAUUCGUUGCAUUCUGCGUAUUCCGCAAAUUCCAAGCUUCAGCACAAAUCGCCCGUCUCGGUCUCAGAGCCCCCAAAAUUGAGUUCCGUCUCCCAUACGCUCUUGACUUCAUGUUCCAAGACUACCAAGCCAAUCAAGUCAACGGCCUCAUAGAAUUCUGGGAUGCAAAGAUCAGGCAAGCAGGCGGCCUAACAAAUGUGAAGACAGCCGAACUCGAUGCUGGAAUUUCCACCCGAACAAUCAUCACCAAGGACCCAGAAAAUAUCAAGGCACUCCUCACCCGCCAGUUCGCUGACUACGGUAAGGGUGAGUCCUCCCAUCAGGAGUGGAAGGAGUUCCUCGGCGACAGCAUCUUUAUCACAGACGGGGAACUAUGGUCUCGCUCCCGCCAGCUCAUUCGUCCCAUGUUUGUGCGUGACCGCAUUGUCGACACAGAAAUCUUCGAGAAACAUGUUCAGAAACUCAUCCCACUUCUCGGCGGUAGUGACUCUCCCAGCAGCAGCAAGGUAGUAGACGUCGGGUCGCUCUUCUUCCGAUAUACCCUCGAUGCAGCAACAGACUACCUGCUCGGCAAUGGUACAGACAGUCUAGAUAAUCCGGCAACACGAGUCUUUAGUUUCGCCAUGUCACGCACCGAAUUCCGCGAGAACCUCAAGAUCAUGGACGAGUUUAUCCAGCCAUACAUCCAAACCGAGACCUUCCUCGACGCCCUAGCCAGGUUCACCCGCGAUCCCCGCGUCCUCCGUGACCAACUCGUCGCCAUUCUCCUCGCAGGUCGUGAUACAACAGCCGGCACACUAUCCUUUUGUCUCUUCGAGCUUUCGCGCAACCCAGAAGUGGUCGCCAAGCUGCGCAACGAGAUUCGCGACAGACUUGGCGUCGGCGCCAGUGCCCAGAAACACAGCUACACCGAUCUUAAGGAAAUGAAGUACCUCAAUGCAGUGCUGCACGAGACCAUGCGUUUAUAUCCAGUCGUGCCAUUCAACGUGCGCCACUCUCUGCGCGAUACGACGCUCCCACGUGGCGGUGGGCCGGAUGGACUAGCGCCUGUGGGUGUGCGCGCAAACACGCGGGUCAUCUACUCGACGCUGUUGAUGCAGCGGGGCCCUGAUCUAUAUGACGGCCCGGGAUCGGAGAAAUACUUCAAUCCCGGGGAGUGGAUUCCUGAACGGUGGGUUUCCGGCUGGCAGCCCAGGCCGUGGCAUUUUAUUCCGUUUAAUGGGGGACCGCGGAUUUGUAUUGGGCAGCAGUUCGCUAUCAUUGAAAUGGGAUACACUGUUAUUCGGAUUUUGCAGGCUUAUGAGCGCAUUAUUGCGCUGUCGGUUGGUGGGAAGGAUAAAGUCGAAGAUCCAGAGCUUCAGUUCGAAGUUACACUUAGCCCUGGCUCCGAGUUGAAUUGCGUUUUCCUCAAGGAGGGUGAAUAG